This is a messenger RNA of Sinocyclocheilus grahami, 3085 nucleotides long. RefSeq names its product metalloreductase STEAP4. The record is from RefSeq and is a predicted model, not a curated record. Bases 330 to 1751 code for a protein of 473 amino acids. Gene Ontology annotation, biological process: copper ion import. Gene Ontology annotation, molecular function: cupric reductase (NADH) activity; ferric-chelate reductase (NADPH) activity. NCBI's taxonomy places the organism in Eukaryota, Metazoa, Chordata, Actinopteri, Cypriniformes, Cyprinidae. Gene Ontology annotation, cellular component: endosome; plasma membrane. The transcript is spliced from 5 exons.
GCCUCUCACACUCACGUGCUUAUAAACAGACCCCUACAGGAGAGAAACAGCCUCAGUCCCACAAAGAAACGCCAGUGGAUAAAAGGGAAAUUGCAGAGGAACUAAAGAAGAAGAGUAAAAGCUGGUUUUGAUGAUCACACCACAUUGCCAAUCAGCUUUUGGGGAUAUGAUGAUAGUUAUUGGCACAGGCGAUUCAGAAAUUCUGCAAUAAAAUCACACUAUUAGACCGUGAUUUCAACAGUCAGGAUCUGACUCUACAAGAGGUCUGUCGGUUUUUCAGAGACUGGUGCACAAAUUCCUGAAAAUAUAUUUCUUGCAUCUUUAUCGAAAUGAAUUUAGACUCGGUUGCAAUGACAGAUCUCAGUGGAAAGAUGCAUAAACCGGAGACAGUGUGCGUCUUUGGAACAGGUGAUUUUGGACGCUCACUGGGGCUCCGUUUGCUCCAGUCGGGAUACAGUGUUGUAUAUGGAUCCAGGGCCCCUAAAAACUCUCUGUUGCUGCCUAAGGGGUCAAAGGUCAUGACUCAUGCAGCAGCAGCUUGUGAUGCACAUGUGGUAUUCGUGGCUGUGCAGAGGGAGCACUAUAGAUUUUUGAGCUCCCUGGCUUCAGAUCUUGAGGGAAAGGUGCUGGUAGACGUUAGCAAUAAUCUCAAGAGGGGUCUGUACCCAGAAUCCAAUGCAGAAUACCUGAGCAGGCUGGUUCCAGGGGUGACGGUAGUCAAAGCCUUCAACACCAUCUCUGCCUGGGCACUGCAGUCUGGAGGACUAGAUGCUAACAGACAGGUACUUAUCUGUGGAGACUGUGCUGAUGCAAAACAGCAAGUGGUGGACAUUGCUCAAAGUCUUGGCUUCACUGCGCUGGACAGAGGCUCCCUCCGAGCGGCGGCUGAGUUAGAAGAUCUACCCUUGCAACUCUUCCCUCUCUGGAGACUUCCUCUCAACAUCGCCAUUUGUUUAACAGCUUUCAUAUUCUUCUACGCACUCACAAGAGAUGUUAUCUAUGAGCGUGUUACCAAUGGUAAAGACAUCGCUUUUCGCAUUAUGAUCUCGCUGGCCAACAAGGCCUUUCCCAUCGUCUCUCUGGUGAUGCUGUCCCUCUGUUACCUGCCGGGUGCAUUGGCUGGAUUUCUGCAACUUUAUAACGGCACUAAAUACCGUCGCUUCCCUGAUUGGUUGGAUCGCUGGAUGCUGUGUAGGAAGCAGCUAGGUCUGUUAGCACUGGCCUUCGGUUUUCUACAUGUUCUCUACACUUUAGUUAUACCUAUCAGAUAUUAUGUACGCUACAGGAUAAAUGUCUACACUAUAUCACUGGUAAAAGAUAAUAAUACCUAUGAGUUUGACAACACGGCGGCCUGGCGUUAUGACUCCUACUAUUCCAUGGGAAUUCUUGGAUUUGGGCUGUUUGUCCUACUAGGAAUUACAUCCCUUCCAUCUGUGAGCAACUCCCUAAACUGGAGGGAGUUCUGUUUUGUACAGUCCAAACUGGGCUACAUCACCCUGUUGCUCUGUACUGCUCACACAUUUCUGUAUGGCUGGGACAGAUUUCUGAAACCUGCAUCAUAUAGGUGGUGGAUGCCUCCAGCAUACAUGUUGUCUCUGGUGGUCCCCUGUGUGGUUCUGAUUCUAAAGCUAAUCCUGAUCACUCCAUGCGUGGACCGCAAUGUCACCCGUAUCCGUCAAGGCUGGGAGAGACAGGGCAAGAUAUCAGCAAAUGGCAGAGACACAAAGACAAACCAUCCACUCAUAGCAUAGCAAUCGUUUAACUGUAUGAAAACUGUGUGUUGGACUUGCCCUGAUCUCUUCUGCUGAAAGUGAGUUUAAAAUGUUGCAAUGAAAAAGUGCAGAGAACUAAGACUUAAUUGAGCAAUUGACUUGGGACUCAACUUGGACUCAAAAUUAGAGACAACACACAUCUUUAGGUCUAAAAGAAAGGAGACAUAUUUCCAGAAUACCACCAUUGUUUAAGCAAGAGGAAGUCCAUCAGGCACAAAAAGUAUUUCUUGCUUACUUAUAUUUUGACUGUCCCAUAUUUUUCAGUGACUUUUUCUACAGGUUACAGUGUUACACCAGUAGGUGAUGACAUAGCUGUGUAACCAGUCACAUGAAAUGUACAAUUUGUUAAAACAUUACUUCAUUUAGGCACAAAACAAGUCAUCAUCUUUAUGAACAAGUCAUUGCAGUCACUCUACUGAUUCAUUCAAAACACUGAUUCAGAAACUAAACACAUUUACUGCACAAUGCACAAUUCUGCUUUGGUUUUGUCUGGAUUUGAUCUUGUUGGCAGAGUCAUAGACUUUAGACUUGACUUGGACUCGUGACAGAGACUUGAGAACACAUCUGCUCAAGUGUAUGGAAGCCCAGAUGAGAGCUAGAGAGAGUUUGACUUCUCAAUACACCUCACUACACUGCUGAGCGGCAGUUUCAAAUUACAGUUAACCAACCGUGGGAAAUUCUUUGGAGCUGAUCCUCCAACUUACAUUGGUGAUUACAUCUCACAUGAUCUCACAUUACUCUAUAACCUACAAAUUGCAUUUAAGGCCUCUUUACACUUGGGACAUACUCACAAAUGCAUAUAUAUAUGUUUUGACCAUAUAUUCAUAGCGCAUCGCAACAUAACCAAUCCAUAUCAUCUGUGUUCAUGUUAGAAUUUGUCUAUACCCUUUAAAGAAUACAAAGGAAUACAGAAAUGGUGGGGCUUUUAUUAGAGCACACUUUUCUGUAUUGUGUAACGCACUUGUCUUUUUUAUUACCUGCUUCCUCUGGGCUGUUUCCUCUCAAGAGCCUCCCAGUGGGCUUUUCGCUUUAGAUAUCAUCGAUCCAAAACUGAGCAGCAACUUACUUCUUGAUCUGUUUCUGGGUCUGGGCUUUCCUGUCUGCAGGAAAGCUCAUCUUUCUCGCUCUUGUGAAGUAUAAAGGAGUUGUCAAUCACAUCGGCAUUCACCUUCACCGGUGGAUGGCCCUUUCUGUAUAGUGCUUUUAUGAAGAAUUGCAAGCUGCAAAGAGUGUAGCUUAGACCAAAAUAGCAAGGCUCAUUUUGUGACAAAUAUAAUUGAAAAUAUGUGGGCGCACCUUUGAAGAAAACUAAU